AUGUGCACUGCGCCGCCAUCACUAUCAUCUUAUUCUGCAACUCCUCUGGUAAUUGACGAAGUGGCUGUGUAUAGAACUCAGUUGAUACAAAUAGUUGUUACUAGUGAUGUUAAGAGCUUAACGGAUAGCUGCGCAUUGUAUCCGAUAGUCUCACCCUAUGCUCUGGACGUGCUCUUUCUUGGUGCAGUUUUCUUGAUAACGAUUUAUUGGUUCCAUCGCCCUGAACUUAAUGAGCCUCCACUCGUACCUUGCGAAUAUCCAUUGGUCAGGCAUUCUUUCGAGUUUUUACGAAAUCCCCGUAAAUUUGUCAAACAAUGCCAUGAACAGUAUGGAGAUAUAUUUUCUUUCUACUCGUAUCGUCAAGUCUACACCGUUGUCAGCAAUAGUCUAGCCUACGAAUUGUUUAGGACUGCUGAUUUCAGUUUCAGGGAUGGAUUUGAAGAGAGAUUUCCAAUUGGCUACCUCACCGGAUCAACCUUAUAUCCCGACUACUUGGAUAGUUUGACUAAUUUAAUUAAGGCGGAUAGAUUUCACAGACAUGUGGAGAAUUGUCAAUCGCGCAGCUAUCGUGAGCUACGAUGCGGUAUCGACCAGCUGAUUGGAGACUGUGAGGAGACUAAGGUGAUCAACGAUCCCGAGGAACGUUUAAGAUACGCCCUCUCGCGAGCAGUAGCAAAUAUCAUUGUUGGUGAGGAUUUGUGUAAAGAUGACGAGAUAGUGAAGACAUUUGCAACAUUUGCUGCCGUCUUAGUGCGGGCUAGAAGCCUUUCUCAACUUACAUAUACCAUUCACCCUCGUCUUUAUAGAGAAUACUUCAAACUUGCUCUUAAUUAUGGAGACAACCCAGUACAGCGCCAUAAGGAUCUUUUGAUAAAGAAAUUAAAGCCGAUUUUUGAGAAACGGUAUAGGGACAUGCAGCAGUUUGGCGAUAAAUGGAAGCCUCCUGAUGAUCCUAUCCAACAGCUUAUUGACUAUUGUCUUGAAACAUUUGGUAAACUCCACUACGAUUGUAUCGCAUGCCGUUUGUUAACACUCAUAUUUGCUUCGAUUCAUACUACGACUGGAGGUAUUACAAGUGCACUUAAUGAGUACGCGGCAAGACCAGAGUAUUGGAAAGAACUAAGAGAAGAACAAGAAGCCGUAGUGGGAGAUCUUGAUUCUGAUUUGACUAUGGAUCAAGUAAACAAAAUGGAAAAAUUGGACAGUUUUGUCAAAGAAUCUCUUCGACUCAGAGGGGAUGGGAAUGUGUUUUUUAUUCCCCAUCGUACAAUGAGCAAGUCUUAUACUUUCAGUAACGGAUAUCAAAUUCCCAAAGGACGGCUGGUAUUUAUGAACCUUAUUGCUUACAAGGAGGAUCAAUCUCUACACGGCGAUGAGCCAAAAAAGUUCUCCGGGUUUCGACAUGUCAACAAAUCUCCGCUUUCCAAAGUCGGUAGGGAUUCGAUGUCGUUUGGAUUAGGAAAACACGCGUGUCCUGGUCGAUCGUUUGCUAGUAAACAUAUCAAAAUGACACUUUCCAUACUCAUUCGAAAGUAUGACAUUAGCAUUGUGGAUGAAAAGCUACCGAAGAGUAUUGUAGUACGUGGCAUUAAUGUUCCUGCUUCUUUACCUUUAGCAUUUAAAAAAAGGAAAUGA
Messenger RNA from Paraglomus brasilianum, 1635 nucleotides. The record is from the annotation of a GenBank genome assembly. NCBI's taxonomy places the organism in Eukaryota, Fungi, Glomeromycota, Glomeromycetes, Paraglomerales, Paraglomeraceae.